UGUUCCAUGCCUUUCUUAGCAUUUCUUAUUCAAUUAAGGGUCUAUUUGGUUGGAGACUAGUGUGGCCAAGCCAAAGUGUGGCUAGCCACACAAGUAUGGCAGGCCACACAAGUGUGGCCGAGAAAUUGGACGCCAAACUUUGACAAAAGUUGGCAAAAAAAAAAGUCUCUAUGACAAGUGGGCCAUAGGGGCAAUAAAGUGUGGCAAGCCAAAGUGUGGCAAAAACCAAACACAUGCCAACUAAAUUGUGGCUGCCAAAUUUUGGCUUGGCAAACUAUGGUUGGGAACCAAACAACCCCUAAAAGUUUUCAUAAUUUCUUGUAUCAUAUGUGUUAGAGUUAUAUUAGGUGAUGUCUUUUGAACUUUUGCAUUCAGUCUCUUGACAUACUCCUAUAGCCUUUUGGCAUCCUCAUGUAUGUGUAUAUAUGUUGGCUUUGGCCUCAUAAUAAUACAAGUUGUUCCUAACAUGGUAUUAGAGCAUUAGGUUUUUUUUCCGCACACGCAACUCGUGCGUCCUCCGAUCCAUCUCACGUCCGCCGAUACUCCCGGCCGUCGUUGUCUUCUUCCCUGACGGCAGCCAUUGCUCCUUCCCCGUGGCUGUCUGUUGCUGUUUCACCGCACCCGCCCACUGGACCUCCGCUACCCACACACCUCCAGCCGCCGAUCCGCUCGCUGGAUCUUCUCUGCCGCCUGCUAAGGAGCGGCUCGAGCCGCCACCACUCCCCUCCUCUGGAUCGAGUCCGCCUUGGUCGCACGUCUGCCGGCCGCCGCCUCCUCCCAGCUCGCGGCCUUAGACUUCUCCGUCGGCCGCCGCCUCCUCGCGGCUGCAGCCCCGCGACUUCUCCGCCGGCCGCCACCAUCGAUCCUUUCCUCUGGUUGGAGACGGUCCGACGUCCAGAUCGGGACGUCCGUCUCCCGAUUCGGUGCCCUCGAUCGGGGCACUCUUGCUCGUGCUCGUCCUCUGGAUCGAGCGCCCUUGCCGCCGCUGCUUCUUGUGGUUUCGGCCGCUGGUGCUUUGCCUCGCGCGUGAGUGCUGGCUGCUUGCCUCGCGCGUGAGUGCCUUUUGGGCUGAUUGCAUGCUGCGUGCACGUCUGCCUUUUGGGCUGAUUAUGUUGGUUGUCCCUUAGUGCAAAAAAAUAGAGAAAAAGAAAAAAAAGAAAAAAAAGAGAAAAAACUGAUAUGGCGUUUACGCCACGCUUGCAUUUCCAUCGCUGCCUGCAGACUCCCAACGGUGUUCCGUAUAUUGAUCCCAUCUCGCACGUGCGUCGUCGCUUGGUUCUUGGUGCUCGUCCGUGUGUGACGUUGUCCUCUACAGCGUCUUCAGUAGGCUGUGAUGGUCGGUAUUCAUCGACUCUUCUCGCGGAUUUCACCCGCGAUGGUGCUGCCUGCUCUACACCGACUCCUCUCGCAGUUUUCGCGCGCGGCGGUGAUCACUCUACGCUGACUCCUCUCGCGGCUUCCGCGGACGGCGGUGACCGCUCUACGUCGACUCCCCACGUGGCUUCCACAUGUGGCUCUAUGUCGACUCGCUACUCUCGGUCAACUCUACAUGCGGCAUCCACGGGUGGUGGCGACUGCUCAUCGUCCUCAGAUGUUUCUACGUCGAUCUCUUCUACCGAAGCUUCUGUCGUGUCCCUGUCUGCGCAUGAGAUUGCACAGCUGUGAUGCUUGCUUGAUGCUUGGGACUCUUCACCGAUAGUUUCUGCAGGUUCUGUGACUAACUUUUCUGGCAUUGAGAAACCACCUUCAACUCAUUCAGGUACAUCCCCAUGGAUUCUUGAUACUGGAGCGUCUUUUCAUAUGACGUAUGAUUCUUUCACUUUGACCUCCGUUCGACUUGUCGAGUCUCCUGUUCGUGUUCUUACGGCUGAUGGCACUCCCCUCCCUGUAGCUAGUCGAGGCACUCUUAGCACUUCUUCAUUUCAUGUUCCCUCUGUCGCUCAUGUUCCUCGGCUUACCAUGCAACUCAUUUCUGGUGGUCAGAUUGUUGACUCUAGUUGUAGGGUCAUUCUCGACUUUGAUUCGUGUUCUAUUCAGGAUUGACGCACGGGUGCUCUGCUUGGUGCUGUCCCUCGACGCUCUGAUGGUCUAUGGGAGCUUGACUGGCUUCGUCUUCCCUCCGCUGCCACCGCCGCCAGUCUUGCAGCCCCUUUAGCUGCAUCUACCAGCUCUUUUUAGCAGUGGCAUCAUCGUCUUGGCCAUUUAUGUGGUUCUCGUCUCUUGUCUUUGGUUCAUCGCGGUGUUCUGGGGUCUGUCUCCGGUAAUGCUUCAUUGGAUUGUCUGGGUUGUAGACUUGGUAAGCAGAUUCAACUGCCCUACCCUCACAGUCAGUCAGUGUCCGAGCGUCCUUUUGAUCUCGUUCACUCUGAUGUUUGGGGUCCGGUGUCGGUGUCAAAACCGGUAGAUCUCGGGUAGGGGGUCCCGAACUGUGUGUCUAAAGAUCGAAGGUAACAGGAGACAGGGACGCGAUGUUUACCUAGGUUCGGGCCCUCUUAAUGGAGGUAAUACCCUACUUCCUGCUUGAUUGACUUUGAUGAGUAUAGGGGUUAGAAGAGUUGAUCUACCUCGAGAUCGUAAUGUCCAAACCCUAGAUGUCUAGCCUGUAUGAUUAUGAUUUCCUCUAUGGACUAAACCCUCCGGUUUAUAUAGACACCGGAGGGGCCUAGGGUUGUACAGAGUCGGUUUACAGAGAAAGAAAUCUUCAUAUCCAAACGCCAAGUUUGCUAUCCACGCAAAGGAGAGUCCCAUCCGGACAUGGGGGAAAGCCUUCCGUAUUGUAUCUUCAUGGCCCAUCAGUCCGGCGCACGUCACAUAGCCCGGACGCCCAGGGACCCCCUAAUCCAGGACUCCCUCAGUAGCCCCUGAACCAUGCUUCAAUGAUGAUAUGUCCGGCGCGCAGAUUGUCUUCGGCUUGCAAGGCGGGUUCCUCCUCCGAACACUUCAAAGCUGUUGAUUAACAAGAACUAUAUCUGGCUCUGUUUAACAGUUACUACCCCCCAUCGCAAGGGCAUAAUACUUAAUCAAAGAAUCACGUUAUGUCUUCACUGACAGUUUGCUGAUGGGACGUUACGUCUGGCCACUUCAUUAUUUUGAAUCGUUUUUUGACCCCCCCGUUUCACGUUUCGAGACGCAGCCUCCGGUGACACGUCUUGUCAAAGCAGAGAUCGUGUCCCCUUAUUACGGGAUUCUCAUCAAUGCGGGCUUGGGAAAUCCAACCGUGUCGUUCGCAUGACCCCUUGGGAAUAGGCGAGCUUUAAGGCUUGUGGGGGACGCUUGAUAUUCACUGCCUUUAUAAGGAGAUAAAGAUCCCCCUUUUUACCCCAUGCCUUCUUCUUCCUCAGCCCAUCCGCCCUAGAGCUCCAGCGCCCAAGCUUCAAUCCUUUCCGUCCCCCGCAAACAUUCCAGUCAUGUCCGGAUCUGGAGCGCAGGGCAAAUGGAUGGCCUCCUCCGUCACAGAGGGGAACAUCCAGGAGCUCCGGGGAGCGGGGUACCUAGCCAAGGAAAUCGCCCACCGACUUCCUGCCAAAAAGCAUAUCGUCCCCACUCCGGAGCCCAAUGAGAGGGUAGUAUUCAUCCCCCAUUUCCUUCGCGGACUAGGAUUUCCCCUUCAUCCUUUCGUCCACGGUUUCAUGUUUUACUACGGGCUAGAUUUCCAUGAUCUAGCCCCGAAUUCCUUCCUCAACAUUUCGGCGGUCAUCGUCGUAUGCGUGGCAUUCCUCCGCAUUCACCCCCCCACUUCGGCCUAUGGCUCAAGGUCUUCAAUGUGAAGCCAAAAGUGGUGGAUGGCCAACACGCGGAGUGUAGAGGCGCCAUGGUGAGCAAGCUUCCCAAUGUCACCUGGCCCAAGGGUACCUUCGUGGAGGCCGUGAAGGGAUGGCAGCAGGAGUGGUUCUAUGUCAUGAAACCUCGUGACUCCACAUGGGCCGCUCCUUCCGAGUUCAAGUCCGGGCCUCCAAUGCGGCUGACAUCCUGGCUCAACAAGGGCCUGGACCGGGCGUCAUCCGAUGAGGUGAUGACGCUGCAGAAGUGCGUCAAGAGUAUGGUAGACAAGAAUACCAGUCUUGCCAGCGUGAUCUAGGUAAUGCUCUUUCGCCGGAUUCUCCCCUGCCAACGCCGGACUCAGUAUAUGUGGGAGUUCGACCCGGCCAGUCCCCGGACACUGUAGUGGUUCUUCGGCACGAAGCACGAAGACAUGUGGAAGCUGCUUUUCAAGACCCAAAAGACGCGGCCGAAAAUGACCGAAGACCUUGGCCUCGACUGCACUCACGCAGCGACUCCCGGCUGGACGAAGAAGGCGGAGCGGAUUCACUGUCCGGAUCUGCUACCCGAGGACCCAGCCAUUCCUCUGUUGACGAGGAUGCUGGUCCCGGCGCCGUACCAGGCACCGGAAAAGAAGGCCAAAAAGAAGAGCAAGGAGGCCAAGGGUGGCCUCCGCCGUAAAGGCGCUUCGGACAUAGUGUCCGAAGACACCGAAACUCUCUCCUCUCAUGACGAAGAUGAAGAGGGGGAGGAAGAGAGCAAUUCCCCCCUUAAGGGGGGAAAGAAGAAGAGGGCGGCUUCCGUAGAUCUAGAUAAGAAGGCGUCCAAGAAAGGGAGAAUCUCCCUUACGGAUGAUUUCGAGACGGACGCCGAUGACGUCCACGAGUGGCGCCCCAGGCCAAAGCCCCUGGCCGGAUCCCCGGCUCGUGACCUCCCCCAUCGAUCCUCAUCUUCUGGGAAUUCGCUGGGUCCGAACAUGAUGGAGAGCGAGUCACCUUCGCCAGCCUCCCCCCCACUGCUACGGAUAACACCGAGGUGUUGUCCCGAAGGACCCUUCCGGGUCAGGGAGAGGUGCGGGAAGCCGCCAAGACGGCGCCAGGGUGAUACCCCUACUGCCGAGAACAUGGGGACCGACCCCAUGGAGACUGGAGACAGGGGCCAUGUCCAAUUUGGCCCCCAACCAAAUGUCAUUUUGGAGACCCACACGGCUCCGGAGUCAGAUGAGCAGCCUCCUUCAAAAGAAGGGGGCGCGCCCACUCCACCGGCGACCUCUGUCAAUCUGCAGGCGCCGGACACUUUGGUGGGAGCGCUUCAGAGCGCCGUCAUUGUGGAAGAACAUCGUACCCAUACGGUGGUUGAAAAGGUUCGGUCCGCUAAAAGUGGAUUGAAUGAGGCCUACACUAGCCUUCUGAGAGUCUUUGAGGUUGCGAUGCAGGCGUCAGCUAACCAUGCCGCCGAGGCGUUCGAGCUGAGGCAGAAGUUAGAGGCAAAGCAAGCUGACGCGUCUGAGGUCGAGACCCUCAAGAGCGUGCUGGCCGAAGCCAAGAAGGAGGCGAAGGAGGAACGAGCCGCCCGCCUGAAACAUGAAUCAAGGGUGGAGGAAGUCCAGCAAGAGCUCAAGGAUGCUAUAAGCAAAUGUGAGCCCUUAGAGCACAAGAUUUCAGAUCAAAAUUCCGAACUUGCUAAGGCCCUCCAAAGUACACAGGAGGCCCGAGUUGAAGCCCAAGGCGCCCUCCGCGAGAUCCAAGAGGCAAAGCAGAUCGCGUCUGGAGCGUUUGCGGAUCUGCCCCGGAGUGUUGCUGAUGCUGCGGAGUUCUUCCGAGCCGAAGAAGGAGCUCCACUGAGAAGCUGUGCUGGUCGUAGUACCUUGCGCCAGAGCAUCCAGUGCCCCUCAGCGAUCAGUUGAAACAGUUGACCGAACUGCAUAGGAUGGCCGGAUUGGCCAUGAGGGAUUUUAUAAUCCGUCUUUGGCCUGCCGAACCCAUACCCAGCAGUUACUUCGGGUUUGUGAAGCGGCUGGUCAAUGCCUGCCCCCGGCUUGAUGCCAUAAAGCGGUCGGUCUGUAUCGAAGGUGCGCGGAUGGCCUUCGCCCGUGUCAAAGUGCAGUGGGCCAAGAUGAAUGCCGUCAAGCUCGCAACUGAGGGACCGCCCGCAGGCAAAGAGCACCGCACGCCGGAGCGGUAUUUCGAUGACGUCCUGGAGGGAUCCCGCAUUGUAGAGGGCCAGUGUUCGAAGGACAUCAUUUUUGAAUGAAUGUAUCCAUGUUGUCCAAUCUUUGUAUUAUGAAACAAGGCUUAUGUAUGAUAUGUUGUUUGUUUUACUUUAAAA
Messenger RNA from Aegilops tauschii subsp. strangulata, 6087 nucleotides. RefSeq lists its product as uncharacterized. The record is from RefSeq and is a predicted model, not a curated record. NCBI's taxonomy places the organism in Eukaryota, Viridiplantae, Streptophyta, Magnoliopsida, Poales, Poaceae.